This is a messenger RNA of Myodes glareolus (Bank vole), 3795 nucleotides long. The record is from RefSeq and is a predicted model, not a curated record. Lineage: Eukaryota; Metazoa; Chordata; Mammalia; Rodentia; Cricetidae.
UGCUGUUUGAGCUCAAGCAGAACCUCCUAGCUUCCUAGAAAGAGCCUGAGUCAUUGCUGCCAGAUGAAUCUCCUCUACACUUUUUUUUUUUAAAUUGGUACCAUACCCUAUAGUUCAUGCCGGGGUUAUAGGCGCAAACCACCAUAGCCAACUCCCCCGCUACCUCCACACAUUGUCUUCAGUGGGAGAUCUUCCAUUUCUACGUUUGGUGAGCUGAAACUCUGCUUGUGUCUUGAGAUUGGAGCUCUCAUGGCUGGUAUUUCCAUAAUGGCCAUGACUUCCAACAAAUGUGUGAUUACUGAAUCAGUCUUUUCCCAAACUCAAGGCAGUUGUACACUGAAAAGGUCUUCCACUGUAAUUGUGGACCAGGCUCCAAGUUUGCUGUAACCAAGUCUCUACAGUCUUGAAGAGUAAUCCUAUUACAAGUUGACCAUGAGUUUAACAUCUGCUUCACAAAAGGUCGAGAACCACACACAGCUCAAGCGUGCUGUAGGAGGAUCAGAAGUUCAAGGACAUCUUCCAUUACAAAGUUCAUGGAGCUUACAGCUGAAUGUUCUCAUCAGGACCCUCAUCUCUGUCCCUUAUAUAAGGCCAAGAGAUACUGUUUUGUUGGAUGAGCAGGCACCUCUGGAAGAAUCAGUUGAGUGAGAUGGUGCAGCCCAGUGGUGGCCCAGCAGGGGACCAGGACAUGCAGAGUGAAGAAUCUUCUCUGGGAAAGCCGGCAAUGUUACAUCUGCCUUCAGAGCAGGGUACUUCUGAGACUCUCCAGCGCUGCCUGGAAGAGAACCAAGAGCUCCGAGAUGCCAUCCGGCAGAGUAAUCAGAUGCUAAGAGAAUGCUGUGAGGAGCUGCUGCAUUUUCAGGUCAGCCAGCGGAAGGAGAAGGAGUUCCUCAUGUGCAAAUUCCAGGAAGCCAGGAAACUGGUAGAGAGACUGAGCUUGGAGAAGCUUGACCUGCAGAGACAGAGGGAACAGGCCUUAAAGGAUUUGGAGCACCUGAAGAAAUGCCAGCAGCAGAUGGCUGAGGACAAGGCCUCUGUGAAAGCCCAGGUGACAUCAUUACUGGGGGAACUCCAGGAAAGCCAGAGUCGCUUGGAAGCUGCCACCAAAGAACGGCAAACUUUAGAGGGAAGGAUGCGAGCAGUUAGUGAACAGGUUAGACAGCUGGAGAGUGAACGGGAAGUGCUGCAGCAGCAGCACAGCGUGCAGGUGGACCAGCUGCGCAUGCAGAACCAGAGUGUGGAGGCUGCCCUGCGAAUGGAGCGUCAGGCUGCUUCAGAGGAGAAGAGGAAGCUGGCUCAGUUGCAGGCAGCCUAUCACCAGCUCUUCCAAGAUUAUGACAGUCACAUCAAGAGCAGCAAGGGCAUGCAGCUAGAAGAUCUGAGGCAACAGCUCCAGCAAGCUGAGGAGGCCCUGGUAGCCAAACAGGAAUUGAUUGAUAAGCUGAAAGAAGAGGCUGAGCAGCACAAGAUUGUGAUGGAGACUGUGCCAGUCCUGAAGGCCCAGGCGGAUAUCUACAAGGCUGACUUCCAAGCUGAGAGGCAUGCCCGGGAAAAGCUGGUGGAGAAGAAGGAACUUUUGCAGGAGCAGCUGGAGCAGCUGCAGCGCGAGUUCAACAAACUGAAGACUGGCUGCCAUGAGUCAGCCAGGAUUGAGGAUAUGAGGAAGCGGCAUGUAGAGACUUCUCAGCCCCCUUUACUCCCUGCUCCAGCUCACCACUCCUUUCAUCUGACCUUACCCAACCAGCGGAGAAGCCCUCCCGAGGAACCACCUGACUUCUGUUGUCCCAAGUGCCAGUAUCAGGCUCCUGAUAUGGACACUCUACAGAUACAUGUCAUGGAGUGCAUAGAGUAGAAGCAGCAGAUGUAAGGCCACUUGUAAUACCAUGUCCUGAACUAUGCAACUUACGCUUUCCUGUUUCACCUGCAUAGUCCACAAUUAAGGGCUUGAUGUCAAAGAGCUGGCCUUAGGACCUAGCAGGACCCUUGCUUUAGCUCUUUGGUCUGCUAGUUCCCCCAUUAGGGUAGACAGCCCUAGUCAGGAUUUUUUUUCCGUCUUUUUUCUAUGUGCCUGAGCCACUUGCCUCUGGUAGCUUCUUCCUCCCUCUUUUCCCAUUCUCCUAGGGGGUCUAGAAUGGAGGCCAGAGGCUCUCAGGGAGCACCCUUUCUCUAAGCAGGACUGGGUGCAGCUCUUCUUCCCUCCAGCUGGUACCUUUCUUGCCCUGAGCUGUAGGCUGUCCUCCCAGAGCAUGUGGCACGUAAGGCCAUAACAUGUGUUGCCUCUGAUGGACAUUUGGGAAGUAUUCUGUCUUUUGCUACUAUAAGUAACGGUGCAGUGAAAGUACUUGUGCACUGAUCUGUGUGUACCUUUAAGACAUAUGCUUAGAUGUAGCAUUGGAGCCUUGCUGUGGAGGAGGUUGGUGGACCUUUGUGUUUCUGCCAUCUGCUAGACAUGCUAUUUUUUACUAAAGAGUAUGCCAAAGUGUCUUUUUCUGGGGUAUAUGGGCCUUUUUAAAUUCCACUCAUGUAACUUGGAUUUUCAUAUUUUCUACCCAUUUUCCUGUUACAUCAUUGCCAUUUGUUCUUGGGCUUUGGGAAGCUUUUUGAUCAUUAGUCAGGUUAGCUCUUGUCUAUCACAGAAAUUGCACACCUUGUUCCAUUUUGGUGGUGUUACUGUUUUGGGGCCUAGAAGCUGUUUAUGUACUCACACCCAUACUUUCCUCCAUAUUUUGGCUUUGGAGUUUUGGCUGCUUUGUGGUCUGACCAAAGACUUUCACAUACAUGUUUUUCUUAUUCCAGCACCAGUGUGCUCUUGUCUUUGUGAAGCACAUUCUUGUCUUGUGUGAAUGGUUGUUUCUAUAGUUCAUCACACUUCAGGAGUUUGUGAUGGCAUGUUCUCCACCAGCCUAAAUGUUCUUUCUUGGGAACCAUUUAGUAGCGACUGGCAGAUUGUGAACAAGGGAACUCUUCACUUGUUUUGCAAGGCAGUAGACAUUUUCUGGAACCUUACAGUCAUUGUUAUUAGCCUUGCAAUUCUAGUAAAGAAAAGGAAGUUGGAGUUGAGAAAGCAAUAGAUGUGACUUGCUGACUCCUCAGAUCUGAAACCCUUCCUGCCCUCCUGAAUGCUUUCAUAGUUCUGAGUGGGAUCUGUAAAUCCAUUCCUGUUCUGGGGCUUUUUCCCCACAGGACUACUUAUCUAUUAAGGGUGAGAAGGCUAAAUAGAAUCAGGAUUUAAAAAGGGAUUGAAAAAGUAAGCCUGAGCUGGGUUCUUCCUCAGGAUUCUCAGGGGGUGGGGAACAAGUUUUCCAUUUUCUAAUUCCCAGGUAUUUAUUAGACAGAUCUUUGGGAAAAUGUUAAAGGAACAGACAUGUUCUUUGUUCAUAAGGCCUUCAUUUAAAUACCUAAUCUAAUUUUCCUUCAGAAGCGCUAUUGGUUUGGUUUGAUUCAGUUCAGUUUUGUGGUGGUAUAUGACUUUCUUAUAGCUGUUUUAAAAAUUCUCAGAGACUUGAAGUGGCAACAAAAAAAAUCAGUUUUUCAUGUCUGGAAGUCAGAUGUUAAGUUUCUUCUGGGAAUCAAUUCCAGGUUUUCUCCUUGCUCUUGGUUUCUGGCAGUCUUUGGUGUUGCUUGGUUUAUAGACCUAUCACUCCAAUCUCUGGUUCUUGUGACUCAUGGUCUCCUCCUCUACUUCUGUCUUGUAGAUGUGGAGUCUGUCUGGUAAUUAAGGAGGAUCUCCAGCUCAAGACCCUUACCUCACUACACCUACCAAGACCCUUUUCCCAAAUAAAGUCAUGUUCUCAA